AAAACAAUGAUUAUUACACUUUUUUUGUUUUUGUCAUUCUCUGAUUCUGGUGCGACCCGCGCGACUCGAACACACUUCCCAGUGCGCUUGUUUUCAUUGCGUAUGACGAGCCGUAAUUCAUGAAGUAAUAAUGUACUUUUGCACUGGCAAUUCGAGAGGUGGCGCAUAGUGAGGCCAAGAAAUUUCGGGGCUAUAAAAGAACGUCGCUUCCUCGAUUUUCUCUGUCCUAAGGAUACGUUACAUUUGACAUCGUCGCGCCAUCGCCAUCGACAGUCUUGCCAGGUCUUGCCGUAGCCUUCCAUCGUGUAGCCUUCCUUGUUCCCAACGUGCACGAUGCCGAAACCAUAUAGGGUCGUGAAAUUCCCUGACGAGCAGGACAGCUUGGCAGUUGUGCCAACAUCAUGGCUGACACAAAAUGAUGAGCUUUGCUUCUGGCCCCACGGUGUCAGGGGGUCAGAAGUAAUUACCAUGAUCGAGAACAAGGUUGCCCCACAACAAGAUUGGGGAAGGUAUCCCGUUGUUGUGAUGGCGAGGUGCAGCACUUACGACAAGGCAACAAGAAGAGUGAAAAGAGCAGAAGCUGUGUCUGGUGUAGACACUACAGAGCAGUCGGGUGUGCCGGGAUUGUGGAGUGGGGUUGAGUUUAAGCUCCGACGCUUGCUGCCAGCAUUCUUGGAGGAGCUAGAGGCAGCAGAGGCAGCAGUAGGUGACGAGGCUGUGGCUGCCACCUUGCGCAAGCACCUCUUACGGAUAGGAGGGAACUCUCUCCGUGAGGUGGCAGCGAAUGCCAUGAAGGCUGUGAUGGCACAUCCGGUGCAAGUGCUGUACAGCCUUUAUGGCAGAAAAGGCAAGCGAGCCUUCGUUAAUUUGAAGCUUUGCCGUAUAGUCACAGAUGUUGUCUGUGAGAAGGGCCAUGUCGACGUGGUGGCGGCCCAGAGCUUCAUAAAGAAGUGGUUGCCAGGGUCUGUGGACAGGGGUGGCGGCAGGAAGAGGCGUUUCACCGAAACGUUUGCAGCAGAGGAGCCCAAUGAUUCCUGCCCUCGGGACAGGAAUCAUUGCUUAACCCCUGCUGCCCUCUCCCUACCCCACCCUGGCCCUCAGAGCCCUGGCCUGUUCACCGACCCCAGCUGUCCAGCUGCCUCCCCUGCAGAGGUGCAGUUCUGCACAAGGCCUGCAGCCAUGUAAUUUAUAAAUAAACCAAGUUAUUUUCAUUUAAGAUUUGCUUCCA
This is a messenger RNA of Dermacentor albipictus, 1228 nucleotides long. RefSeq lists its product as uncharacterized. Lineage: Eukaryota; Metazoa; Arthropoda; Arachnida; Ixodida; Ixodidae. The record is from RefSeq and is a predicted model, not a curated record.